AUGUGCGAAGAGCCACACACAAAAACGUUAAAGGAGCUAAUAGAGGUUGCUUUGAACAAAGAAGAGGCCAUGGUGGCGUCUACGGCGUUUGCCUCGUCUGAAGUACACAAGAUGGAGGGAAGAUACUCAAAUUCGAGGAAAACAAACAACGCAAGUGGAAGCCUGAAGGAGCAGAAUUGGGACAAAAAAACGACGUACAAGAAGGAAGAAAAAUCAACGGACAACAAAGGCUCCCAAAACGGAGCGGCCGAUGGGUUGUCGAGAUUACCACCACCGGAAACGGGAAAAGUAGAGUCAGAUUUCGAUUAUCUUAAUUAUUUUGCUCUAAACGAUUUACCUAUUCAAAUGGAAGAUAUUAGGAAAAAAACCAAGAAAUACCCUAUACUCGGUAAAGUCUAUUCUUACUCGGAAAGUAACUGGCCAUCGAAAACGGACUUAAACCAUGAACUAGAACCGUUCGUAAAUAGAAGAACAGAGAUUAGUAUAGACUUGGGAGUAAUUCUUUGGGGCUACCGUAUAGUAAUACCGUCUAAAUUGAGAAGAAAAUUAUUAAACGAGCUACAUUCCACACACUUAGGUGCCAGCAAAAUGAAAAGUACGGCUCGUCAGUACUUCUGGUGGCCUAAGUUGGACUCUCAAAUUGUGGAUUGCGUUAAAAACUGUGACGCUUGCAAGGUUAAUGCGCCAAAUCCUGCGAGAGCGACGCUCAUUAAAUUCGAAGAAGCGCUAGAACCGGGGGAUCGCGUGCACAUAGAUUUUUUGGGCCCCUUUUGUAGAAAAAUGUUCAUGGUUAUAAAGGAUGCAUAUACUAAGUGUCCUGAGGUAUACCACAUGGCGAGCGUAACGGCACAAGCCACUGUAAACAAGUUAAGAGACUUUGUAGCGAGAUUUGGUUUACCAAAAAAAAUUGUCACGGAUAAUGGGGUGCAAUUUUCGGCAGAAGAGUUUAAAUUAUUUUGGAAAAAAAUGGGAUUAAGCAUGUGA
Copidosoma floridanum is the source of this 984-nucleotide messenger RNA. RefSeq lists its product as uncharacterized. The record is from RefSeq and is a predicted model, not a curated record. Lineage: Eukaryota; Metazoa; Arthropoda; Insecta; Hymenoptera; Encyrtidae.